Messenger RNA from Tarenaya hassleriana, 1694 nucleotides. Its product is annotated as glycerol-3-phosphate acyltransferase 5-like. Gene Ontology annotation, biological process: cutin biosynthetic process. The coding region runs from base 1 to 1521 and encodes 506 amino acids. Gene Ontology annotation, cellular component: membrane. Gene Ontology annotation, molecular function: phosphatase activity; glycerol-3-phosphate 2-O-acyltransferase activity. NCBI's taxonomy places the organism in Eukaryota, Viridiplantae, Streptophyta, Magnoliopsida, Brassicales, Cleomaceae. The record is from RefSeq and is a predicted model, not a curated record. The transcript has 4 exons.
AUGACAUUGCGAAUGCGAACCUGUCUAAAUCGGGACAGUACCCAAUCGGUCGUGUCCGAGCUCGAAGGGACAUUACUGAAAAACCCUGACCCUUUCUCAUACUUGAUGCUCGUUGCAUUCGAAUCUUCGGGUUUGAUCCGUUUCACCAUCCUGUUGUCUCUAUGGCCCGUGAUCGCACUCCUUGACGUUUUUGGGGCCCGAGACUUGAGCCUCAAGCUCAUGAUCUUCGUCGCAACUGUCGGUUUACGCGAGUCGGAGAUCCAGUCGGUGGCUCGAGCCGUUUUGCCAAAGUUCUACAUGGAUGACGUCAGCAUGAACGGUUGGAGGGUGUUCAGCUCGUACGAGAAGAGGAUCGUGGUGACGAGAAUGCCUCGAAUUAUGACUGAGAGGUUCGCAAAGGAUCAUCUCCAAGCUGACGACAUCAUCGGUUCUGAGCUUGUUGUGAACCGGUUCGGUUUUGCCACCGGUUUAAUCAAGGAAACCGACAUUGACGGAUCUAUUUCGAACCGGGUUGGUAAUUUGUUUAUUGAUAAUAGACCUCGCCUUGGUCUUGGAAGACCAACUACUACAGGUUCUACAACUUUCCUAUCGCUAUGUGAGGAACAAAUGCAUUCACCUAUCCCGAGCAGCCACAACCGCCGAGACCAGAUCCUUAAGGUGCAGCCACAGCCAGUGAUCUUCCACGAUGGCCGCCUCGUGAAACGACCGACACCGGGCACCGCUCUGCUCAUCCUCCUCUGGAUCCCAUUUGGAAUCUUCCUCGCAACGGUCCGUAUCCUCCUCGGCUUCUUCCUCCCUCUAUGGACCAUUCCUUACGUCUCUCACAUUUUCUGUGGCCGAGUCAUCGUCAAGGGCCACCCUCUUCCGCAUCCGGCCGGUGGAAAUUCCGGCGUACUCUUCGUUUGCACCCACCGAACCCUAAUGGACCCUGUCGUCUUGUCCUACGUUCUCGGACGACGAAUCCCGGCCGUUACUUACUCGAUCUCGAGAUUAUCCGAGAUCUUAUCUCCUAUCCCGACCGUUAGACUCACCCGAAUCCGACAUGUCGACGCUGACAAGAUCAAACGGGAGCUGUCCAAAGGGGAUCUUGUCGUGUGUCCGGAGGGAACCACGUGCCGCGAACCGUUCUUGCUGAGAUUUAGUGCCCUUUUCGCGGAGCUAACGGACAGGAUCGUUCCCGUAGCGAUGAACUAUCGUGUCGGAUUCUUUCAUGCGACCACCGCGAGAGGUUGGAAAGGUCUUGACCCGAUUUUCUUCUUCAUGAACCCUAGACCGGUGUACGAGGUUACGUUCUUGAACCAGCUUCCUGUGGAGGCCACGUGUUCGUCGGGGAAAAGCCCUCACGACGUGGCGAAUUACGUACAGAGAAUCUUGGCGGCUACGUUAGGGUUUGAGUGUACUAACUUCACGAGGAAGGAUAAGUAUAGGGUUUUGGCGGGGAAUGAUGGUACGGUGUCGUAUACGUCGUUCGUGGACCAAAUGAAGAAGGUGGUCAGCACUAUCAAGCCUUUUUUCCAUUGAAGUUAAUUUUUCGAAAAUUAAGUUUCGCGUAAUUUUUACAUGCAUGUUUGUGGAUUUAUAUAUAUAUAUAUGUGUAUAUAUAUAUAUGACUGAUUACAAGCCUGCUAAAUUUAUCUCCACUGCCUUUGAUUUUUUUUUUUUGGUGUUGGAAUUUAUUUUUGUACUGUAAAUGG